AAAAAAAAAGGAGUUGUACAGAGCAUUUAGCUCAUCACUUCUCUCUCUUUCUCUGCCUACAGGCUACAGCCUUUCCUAGGAAGAAACUGAUACAAGAAAAAAGAAAAAAAAAAUCUGAAAGAGCUCUUCAGAUUAUGCCACGUGGCCCCACUCCUUAUAAUCGGAUGCAAACCUAUUUAUAUUCCACUCUUUAUUCUCGAUUUCUCGUCCGCCCUCUCUGUCUAUCUUCUCUCUCUCUCUCUCCAGCUCCGAUUCGCCAAACCCUAGUCUCCUUUCUCUAAUUGUACCCGAUCGAUCGGUUUUUCAAAGUUCGCUUCCCAUGCUCCGCUACUUUUUCUCCUAAAAUUUCACCGAGAGGAAAAAGAAUCCGAGAAUUCUUUCUUGUCUGUAAAAAGAAAAUAAAGAAGAAUCGAAGGAGGAGGAGCUAGAUAGAAGAUUCGAGGAAAAACGAAAUGGCCUCGUCGACAACGAGCGCGGUGUACAUCCACGUCAUCGAAGACGUCAUCAACAAGGUUCGCGAUGAGUUCAUCAACAACGGUGGACCCGGGGAAACUGUCCUCAACGAACUUCAAGGAAUUUGGGAAAUGAAGAUGAUGCAAGCGGGAGUAGUCUGUGGUCCAAUUGAGAGGUCUUCGGGUCAGAAACAGCCCACACCUGGUGGCCCAAUUACUCCGGUGCACGAUCUUAAUGUUCCCUACGAAGGGCCCGAGGAGUAUGAAACUCCUACAGCUGAUAUGCUUUUCCCUCCGACUCCAUUGCAAACACCUGUUCCUACACCGUUGCCUGGAAGUGCAGAUGGUUCUAUGUAUAACAUCCCUACUGGAAGUAGUGACUAUCCUACUCCUGUGAAUGAUGGUGGCGGCAAUACUGAUGCGAAAGGUGCAAGGCCGAGCCCGUAUAUGCAAUCUCCUUCUCCUUGGCCGAAUCAAAGGACCCCACUCAGUGUUGAUGUUAAUGUCGGUGAGUAUGUCAUUAAAAGAGCAAUUAGUUCUAACCCACUACGGUUUGUUAAUAAUAAGUGCUAUUUUCUUGUAGCUUAUGUGGAAGGGCGGGAUGAGGUGGAUAGAGGACCUUCUCAUCAACCCCUGACACAGGACUUCUUUAUGAUGUCUUCUGGAAAGCGAAAACGUGAGGAUUUUACCACUCAAUAUCACAAUGGUGGUGGAUAUAUACCCCAACAAGAUGGAGCUGGAGAUGCCAUAUAUGAAGUUGCAAAGGCAGAGGGAAGUAAGGGUAGUGAUUUCCUUGAUAGACGUGAUUCUACAACCACUGCAAAAAGCGAGAUCUUAGCACACUUGGCUAGGUCAUCUUCAAAGAUCCCUCAACUGGAUGGACCAAUUCCUGAUCCAUAUGAUGAUAUGCUUUCAACUCCUAAUAUAUACAAUUAUCAAGGAGUUGUCAAUGAAGACUACAAUGUAGUGAACACACCGGCUCCUAAUGACCUUCAAGCUGCAACUCCUGCUCCUGUUGCCCAAAAUGAUACUGGAGAUGACGACGACGAUGAGCCAUUGAAUGAAGAUGAUGAUGAUGAUGAAUUGGAUGAUGUGGACCAGGGAGAGGAGCUGAACACACAGCAUUUAGUUUUGGCUCAAUUUGACAAGGUGACUCGUACCAAGAGCAGAUGGAAAUGCACACUGAAGGAUGGCAUCAUGCAUAUAAACAACAAGGACAUUCUCUUUAAUAAGGCAACAGGUGAAUUUGACUUCUGAUUUUGUUAGAGAAAUGUCUAUUCACCAUCAAAUUGCAAAUUGCUUUAAAAGAUCAAGUGAAGGGUCUUAUUGGGUGUUUGGUAGUUUUUCUUCGAUUAAUAUUAGAGUGAAAUCUUGAAGGAAGGGCAUGACAUGUUUUAUUUUAAUACCUUCCGUGAGACUUGGGUUGGAUGGUUGUCCUAUUGUACAUAAAGGAAGAGCUUUUUCGGCCUUAGAAUGGAUGGCUACUUGAGAUGCUUCAUGAAGUUUUAACAUUUCUGCGAUGGAAUAUGUAAUUUUAUUUUUACUACAUACUUAAGACGUUUUGGUUCAUUGACGGGUCUCAAUUGUUUGUUUACUUA
Molecule: messenger RNA, 2050 nt
Organism: Theobroma cacao (cacao)
Lineage: Eukaryota; Viridiplantae; Streptophyta; Magnoliopsida; Malvales; Malvaceae
Product: transcription initiation factor IIA large subunit-like
Biological process (GO): transcription initiation at RNA polymerase II promoter; transcription by RNA polymerase II
Cellular component (GO): transcription factor TFIIA complex
Source: RefSeq, a predicted model, not a curated record